Messenger RNA from Lepisosteus oculatus (spotted gar), 2853 nucleotides. RefSeq names its product vasculin. Gene Ontology annotation, cellular component: nucleus. NCBI's taxonomy places the organism in Eukaryota, Metazoa, Chordata, Actinopteri, Semionotiformes, Lepisosteidae. The record is from RefSeq and is a predicted model, not a curated record. Gene Ontology annotation, biological process: DNA-templated transcription; positive regulation of DNA-templated transcription. Gene Ontology annotation, molecular function: DNA binding; RNA binding.
GGGUGCGGGUUUUCACUCCAGCUCCGCUCUGAACGAGCUAAAUCAGAUGGGUACCGUCUUAACUGCACCCCUUUAAUAUCGCCUCUCUCUUCUUCGGGUGCUGCUGCUUUAAGAGAGCUUGAAAACCCGCGGAAGAACCGACCCCUCCAGGACCAGGAUUGGGGACUCAGGCUGGACUGUCGGGCGCUUUGCUCAUCGCUUCUUUUUUUUUUACUGUCACCUUUUCGUAUGCCAUUAAAAAAGAACACCAAACGAACCGGACGCUUCGCUGAAAAUAAAAACAGAGCAACAUUUUGGAUAGUUGGUGACGAGGAGCUGUUUGCCCGUUGGUCUGCAUUAAUAAUACACUGUCAAGAAGCUGCUGUUUAUUUGGAGUCCAAACCCGACGACGAAUGGCCCAUUUCUCGGCUUUUGUGUGUGCCAAAUAUGCCGAAGGACGGACUGCUGGCCCUGAGAAUCCCGAGAUGAAAUAGGAAGUCCGUAUCUUUAAAUAUCGUGACAUUUACACUCGGACUUGACGAGACACACUUGGUCCAAGAGGUUUUCUGAGACUGGCGUUUGAAGAAUAUGAGUCAGUAGUUGCACUUUACUGAGUUGGAACGAAAGAUUUUCCAGAUUUUUUGGCUUGAAUUGCCCGGAAUCGGCUUUCAAUAAUGACAGAUUAAAAACACUUCGAGAUUAUUCUACCGGCGGGUUAUGCUGCACGUUUAUAGAUGAGGGCAAUUGAGAGGAGCAGCCGUCGUCUCAUUUUUUGUGAUGUGAUUUUUUUAUUUUCUCUUUGUUUUUGUAGGUAGUGCGAGAAUGGUGUCAAGAUAGUCUCCUGUUUUGAUAACUUUUGCAGGGGACGCCUGAUCCUGAGCCUCAACCCCUUCUUUUUUUUCCUGAAAAGUGUCAUACACACACUGAUGUAUCGGGCACAGUAAACGUUAAUUCGCUUAACGUUGACAUCCUUAAACCGUCUCUUCCAUUCUGGGAUUUGGGAUUAUUCAAAAGAAGAUGGCAAGUUGAUUGAGGAUUACGUGUACAUAUUGUAAAGGACCCGAUCUGCAUGAGAAAUCUGUAGGCAGAACACCGGGAUUAUUACAUUGUUGGUAUUUUUUUUUUUCAUUGCUAAAGACAAAAGGAAGAAACGUGGAGCUUUUGGGAAGUCUGACGACAAGAGACGCCUUUUUGUACAGUCCUCAACAUUUGGGACUUGCGAUGAGGUGUUAAUGCCUUAUCCUCAGUUCUGGAGACCUAGACCUAAAUGGCGCAGCAUGAUUUUGCUCCUGCCUGGCUUAAUUUUCCUACUCCACCAUCAUCAAAGCCCUCUCUGAACUGUGAGAAGCUGCCUGAAGCUUCUGUGCGUCUGGACAACCGCAGUGAUGUGAAUCGCAGACGACAUAAUUCUUCAGAUGGGUUUGAAUCAACCAAUGGUUGUCCAGGAGGAGGAGGUUUCGGAAGGAAAGAAAAGAACGGCUGGAGAGGACGAAGUGGUGCCGAAAGUGGGGGUACUCGCGGGGGCGUCCGUGUUGGGGGUCAUUCCCGCUCCAGGCCUGGCGCCUGCCACGGGGCAAAAACCAAGCUUCUGAACGAGAAUGGCUCUGGGGAGAAUGGACAUGGGAAGAGAGACGAAGGGGACACGCGCAAGCAGUUUGGGGCUGAAGAUUUUCCAUCUCUUAAUCCAGAGUCCGAAAGAGAGCUCAACCAGAACAAAGCUGUUGCCGGCGGUGUGUGGGAACACCCACCAAACCCCAAAUCAAGAACUUCCAAAAUGAUGGUUAUAAAGAGAAUCCCAAAGGAAGACCAGUCCUCUGCAUAUCCUGCCACCUGUCCUGCCCAGCAUCUUUCCUCGAAGAAUGGCACUGGCCUCACUGUCUACAAGGGCCUGGUGCCCAAGCCAUCUGCUCUGCCUGUAAAGGGCAGCCGUUCCAGUUCUUCUUCACCUGUGGACAAAAUGAGUCAGCCUCGUUUAAUGAAACUGACCCGGGUGCGAACAGACAAGAAGAGUGAAUUCCUUAAAGCUUUGAAACAGGACAGAGGGGAUGUCGAAGAUCUUGAUGAAAGGAGUCAGUGCAAGGGUAACGAAAUCCUCCAUAUGCAAAACGGCAACAACAGCCUCCGGCAGAGGGAUGAAAAUCUCAACUCCUAUGACCCUGCUGCCCGCCGGGAGAAUGGGAAUGGGAACGGCACAGCUCCAGGAAUGACCCAGCAGGUCAUCUGCUCCCCGGCGUUUCCCCAGGCAGACGUGCUGUCCAGCUCGCUGGAAGCAGAGCACAGGCUCCUGAAAGAGAUGGGCUGGCAGGAAGAGAAUGAGAAUGACGAGACCUGUGCUCCCCUCACAGAGGAUGAGAUGAGGGAAUUCCAAGCCAUAAGCGAACAGUUGCAGAAAAAUGGCCUUAGGAAGAAUGGUUUUUUAAAAAACGGCCUUCCCCAUGACUUUCUCGGAACCUGGAGAAACCACGCUUUCCAACCCACCGCCGAGAACGAUGACACGGAAACGAGCAGCAGCGAUACGUCGGAUGACGAAGUUUGAAAGGUGUGGAUUGCCACAGUUGCGACUUCACUUUAAUCCGUUCUGGAGCGAGCUGCAGCAGUUAGGAAAAUAAAAGGACUCCAGUCUGAGUUUGAGCAAAAUAGCUGGCUGAGAUGCUAGAGGAGCGUUUUUCUGAAGAUACGGCUAUCGUUGGGACUUGAAAGAAUGUUUGCUUUUUUUUUUUGCUUUGUAAAUGGCCCCUGUAGAGAGAAGAGAAGUUUGGGUUGGAUUUCAUGUUGGAAUUGCUUUUGUCACUAAAAAAACAAACAAACUUGUCAACUGCAAUGUGAAAGAAUCCAUUUUGGAAAGAAUCAAUAAAAUGAUUGCAAUUUAAAAAU